This is a messenger RNA of Pungitius pungitius (ninespine stickleback), 932 nucleotides long. RefSeq names its product histone H2A. The record is from RefSeq and is a predicted model, not a curated record. Gene Ontology annotation, molecular function: DNA binding; structural constituent of chromatin; protein heterodimerization activity. NCBI's taxonomy places the organism in Eukaryota, Metazoa, Chordata, Actinopteri, Perciformes, Gasterosteidae. Bases 133 to 519 code for a protein of 128 amino acids. Gene Ontology annotation, cellular component: nucleosome; chromatin. The transcript has a single exon. Gene Ontology annotation, biological process: heterochromatin formation.
GCCCUGUGUGCUCGUGCCUGAAGGCUCUUCUCUGGUUGGUCCGCAUGUCAGGAACCGUCCCGCCCGCUCCGCGGUCAUAUAAAGGAGGGUUUGGCUCGAUGAGCGGCACUUCCUUCCCUGAAAUCAUCAACAAUGAGCGGCAGAGGCAAAACCGGUGGCAAAGCCAGAGCGAAGGCAAAGACCCGCUCCUCUCGUGCCGGGCUCCAGUUCCCAGUCGGUCGUGUCCACAGACAUCUGCGCAAAGGCAACUAUGCGCAGCGUGUCGGCGCAGGAGCCCCCGUCUAUCUGGCGGCUGUGCUGGAGUACCUCACCGCUGAGAUCCUGGAGCUGGCUGGAAACGCUGCCCGCGACAACAAGAAGACUCGCAUCAUCCCGCGUCACCUGCAGCUGGCUGUCCGCAACGACGAGGAGCUCAACAAGCUGCUCGGCGGAGUGACCAUCGCUCAGGGCGGCGUGCUGCCCAACAUCCAGGCUGUGCUUCUGCCCAAGAAGACCGAGAAGCCCGCCAAGUCCAAGUAAAGCUGGAGACUACCAUCAAAACCACAAAGGCUCUUUUAAGAGCCACCCACACUUCUAAAAAGAACUAUGAUCCUCAAACUAUUUUAAUAUCUCCAUAUAAAAGUCACAAUGUUAUCCUAUAAAUGUUCAUCAAACCACAUGCCCAUAUAAUGUGAUGAAUAUUAAGGAUUAGAAGUGAUUUGGAAAGCUUUUGAAGUUUUAAGGAUGACAUAUUUUGCAAUUUACAUAUCUGGCUUUAAGGCAUACUGCUAUAUGAAUCAGACAUGGCAGUUGAUCACCAAUAUGUUACAGAUGCCUCAUGCCCAACAAAGGAAGUAAGUAACCUGAUAUAUUAAACAAGAAGACUAUACAUACCUUAGUAUUCUAACAUUUUCUAUUUAAAGAUUGAUUUAUUUUUUACGCUACAAUAGCAG